AUAUAUAUUUAUAUGUGCUCAAGCGUAAAGCAUCUUUGAAUGCUUCGAUAAAUUGGAGGGAGACAAUCACAAAAUAAAUGCCAAAAAUUUCCUGCUGUAAAAGUGCUCAUUAAAAUCGAUUGCUAAGAACAGAAAAAAAUAAAGUAAGAGGUGAAAACAUGUGCAACGAACCAGUUUGCUAAUGAAAACUCCGAGAUGGAUAAUUAAAUUCGAACAAUCGUCGGUGAUUAAUAAAAAUUGAGCCAAACAAAACAGUGCAAUUAAUAAACAAAAAUUCCAAUUUGCCGCAGAUUUCGCAGCAAAAUGAAUUAAAGGAGAGCCGUGUGUUUAAAAAGGCUUGCAUGUAAAGAUAAAAAAACAAACGCAUAAAUAAUGCGAUCAAAAUCAGUGACAAAGAGCAACGACGCCUGACAAACAAGAACGAGAAUAAAAUUAAAAAAAUAUAUAUAUAACCGCCAAGGGGCUCUGCCUCACUCCGAGAUGCCCCAAGCUGGCCAAGGACUGAGCCUGCUCCUGGUCCUGUGCCUGCUGCAGGGCCUCCUACUGCCCAGCACAGCCUGGUUCUACGAUGCCGAGUCCGUGGGCGGAGUGGUGGGCUCCGACGACCGGGGAGGCUCCGAUGAGCACAGCUUCAAGACGCCGGAGACGAAGAACUCCCACAAGUCGCAGAGCACCGAGCUGGUUCAGCACUUUCCCAGCUUCCCGAUGAUCGACCACGGACGUCUGGCCGCCAGGAGGCAGCUGGUCUUUGUGGCCCUGCUGCCAUCCGUGGAGUCGGACAACAAGAACGACUGCAUCAUGCCCAAGGUGCUGCCUGUGCUGGAGCUGGGCAUCCGGCAUGUCCAGCGGAUGGGCUUCGUGGGUGGCACCCACUUCGAUAUACAGCUCAUCUCCCGGGACACCUUCUGCUCCUCGAAGUACGGACCCAUUGGCUUCUUCGAGAUCUACACCCAGUGGCCGGAGGUGAAUGCCGUCUUUGGCCUGCCCUGCGAGUAUGUCUUGGCCCCCAUCUCGAGGUACGCGGAUGUCUGGCAAGUGCCCGUGCUCACCACCGGCGGCAAUGCCAAGGAGUUCAACAAGAAAUCCGAGAGCUACUCUACGUUGACCCGGCUCAAAGGCGCCCAGGUGAACAAUCUGGGCAACGUGGUGCGUGCCAUCCUCAACAGCUUCAAUUGGACGAGAACUGCUCUCAUAUACCAGAACGAGAACGCCAAGGUCAAGGGCAAUUCGGUGUGCUUCCUCUGCCUGGCCGCCAUCCACGACACCAUCGAGGAGCACUCCGUCUACCAGCUGGGCUUCGACACCUCCACCUGGACCAAGGCGGACAUCACGCGGAUGCUCAAGAAUGUGGCCAUGCAGACGAGAAUUGUCAUAAUGUGCGCCGAUCCGCAGUCGAUACGUCAAAUUAUGCUGACAGCCGAGGAGCUGAAUAUGAUCGAUAGCGGCGAAUAUGUUUUCAUCAAUAUUGAAUUAUUUUCGCGGGUUCAAUACCUGACGUCGCAGCCCUGGUACGAUAAGAACGACACGGAUUUGAAUAAUGAGCGGGCCCAGAAGGCCUACACCGCCAUGCUGACCGUAACACCCAAACAGCCGAACGACAACGAGUACACCAGGGUCUCCAAUGAGAUCAAAGCCAUCGCCGCGGAGAAAUACAAUUACACGUUCAGCGACAACGAGCCGAUUUCGGCAUUCGUCACUUCCUUUUUCGAUGGAGUCCUCCUGUACGCCAACGCCCUCAACGAGAGCAUCCGGGAGGAUCCCACGAUGCUGACGCGCCCCAUCAACGGCACCGACAUGGUCAGGCGCAUGUGGAACCGCAGCUUCACCGGCAUCACUGGCAACGUGACCAUCGAUGCGAAUGGUGACCGGCUGUCCGCCUACUCGCUGCUGGACAUGAAUCCCGCCACCGGAAGGUUCGAGAUCGUGGCCCACUUCCUGCACAACCGCCUGGAGUUCGAGGCCAACAAGGAGAUCCACUGGGCGGGCGAACGCGAGGAGGCGCCUCCAGAUCGACCCACUUGCGGCUACGAUGGGGCUCUUUGCCCUGAUAAUUCUCUACCCGGCUAUGCCAUCCUGUCGAUUGUGCUGGGCACCAUGGUCAUCGUAAUGGCCGUGUGCUUCUUCUUCGGCUAUCGCCACUACAUCGCCGAGGCGGAGAUCAACUCGAUGAGCUGGAAGGUGUCGCUGGAGGAUGUGAUGUUUCGAGAUGCGGCAGAGCGUGGACUACGAGGUUCCUUCCAUUCGCUGGUGAAACAAAGCUCGCAACUGACUCUGAUGUCCGAGGACAUGGUGUCCAUCAAUGGGGACCGCCAGAUCUUCAUACCCGUGGGCAUGUUCCGCAAGAGCAAGGUGGCCAUCAAGCCGGUGGAGGUGGACAAUGUGCAGGCCGUUCUAACGCGCAGCUUGAUGCUGGAGCUGAAGCGGAUGAAGGACCUGCAGCACGACCACUUGGUCAAGUUCUAUGGCGCUUGCCUGGACACGCGACGCAGCUUCCUGCUCACCGAGUACUGCCCCAAGGGUUCGUUGCAGGACAUCCUCGAGAACGAGCAGUUCCAGCUGGACUGGAUGUUCCGCCUGUCCCUCAUGCACGACAUCGUGCGCGGCAUGCAGUUCCUCCACAGCUCCGACAUCCGCUCCCACGGCAAUCUAAAGUCCUCCAACUGCGUGGUGGACUCCCGGUUCGUGCUCAAGAUCACCGACUUUGGGCUGCACACCCUGCGGCGGACGAGAUUCGACCUGGAAAGCGACGGGGGCAACUGCAACAGCCACGCCUACUGGAGCAAGCUCUUGUGGACCGCCCCCGAAUUGCUGAGAGUGGAGCAGAACAGAGCGCCAGAGGGAACCCAGAAGGGUGACGUCUACGCCUUCGGAAUCAUUGUGCACGAGAUAACCACUCGACAAGGACCCUUUUACCUGGGCAGGUGUGCGUACGAGAAGUCGCCGCAAGAAAUCAUCGAACUGGUCAAGGGUUACAGCCCGCAGAGAAUGCAGAGGCCUUUUAGGCCGGAACUGGAACCCAAUGGCGACACCAAGGCGGACAUCAACGGUAUCAUUCGUCGCUGCUGGGCCGAGGAUCCUGCCGAGCGUCCGGACUUCAAUACCCUCAAGUCUAUGAUAAGAAGGUUUAAUAAGGACAACGAGACGGGCAACAUUGUGGACAAUCUCCUAAAGCGCAUGGAGCUGUACGCCAACAAUCUGGAGGAGCUGGUGGAGGAGCGCACCCAGGACUACCACGAGGAGAAGAAGAAGUGCGAGAAGCUGCUCUACCAACUGCUCCCGCAGAGCGUGGCCGCCCAGCUCAUUAGCGGACAGCCCGUGGUGGCGGAGACCUUUGACCAGGUCACCAUCUAUUUUAGUGACAUCGUGGGCUUCACAGCCAUCUCGGCGGAGAGCACGCCCAUGCAGGUGGUGCAGUUCCUCAACGAUCUGUACACCUGCUUCGAUUCCAUUGUGGAGAACUUCGAUGUCUAUAAGGUGGAGACGAUUGGAGAUGCUUACAUGGUUGUGUCCGGUCUGCCCAUUCGAAAUGGGAAUCAGCAUGCCCGCGAGAUAGCCCGUUUGGCCCUGGCCCUCUUGGAGGCGGUGCACAAUUUCCGGAUCCACCAUCGACCGGAGGAUCGACUGAAGCUAAGGAUUGGCCUGCACACCGGAGCCUGUGUAGCCGGAGUGGUGGGUCUUAAGAUGCCGCGCUACUGCCUGUUUGGCGACACUGUGAACACAGCCUCUCGGAUGGAGUCCAAUGGCGAGGCCCUGAAGAUCCACAUCAGUGAGACAACCAAGGCGGCGCUGGAUGAGUUCGGCACCUUUGUGACCACCCGGCGAGGCUUCGUGCCCAUGAAGGGCAAGGGUGAGAUGCUCACCUACUGGCUGGAGGGCGAGGUGCCCCGCCCCAACUCCCUUAUCUCGCCCAGCAAGCUGAUGCUUACGCGCCGCUCCUCGCUGAAGCAGCCACAGCGCAGCCAGUCGCAUCACCUGCACAAACAGUACUCCGAACUGGUGGUGGCCUCACCUCCACCGCCGCCUGCAAUCGCCCUGCCACCGCCACCGCCGCCGUCCAAGGAUUCACCCAAUCUCCGCGUGAAACGCAAGAUCAGCUCCAGCUCGCCCAAGCUGAAUGGCGGCGGCUUCGACUACCACAAGACUGAGAACCUCUAUCUGGAUGCGGCGGCUGCCCAGCGGACCUGCGACAUCUACAGCAGCCGGAGCCUGCGCGACAUUGAGGAGACCUCCGACAGCUGGGAACUGGCCCACUUCCGGCUGCCGCUGAGCGGAGCACUGAAGAGCCACCAUCACCUCAACAACAACAAUAGCCACGGCUAUGUGCACUCGAAUUCCAGCUCCAAUCUGAGCGGCAUCCUGCAGCCACCGCCACUGGGUGGUGGUGGCGGCCAACGGAGCCGGCUGAAGCCCUCGCCCACGAUCUCAACGCUGCUGACGAGCGCACGGAGUGAGGCGAAUGCCUCUCCCGGCGCCGAAACCGGCAGCAUGGGCAGUGGCCAGCUGAGGAUCAAGUUUGCCGAAGGGGACGAGACUCCCCUGCUCCAGUCCACCAACACACCAGCGCCACCACCUGUGGCUCCCUCUCCGAUUCCACCGAUGGUGACCGCCAGUCCGCAGCGGAGCAGCAGUGGCCCCAACAUUCCGGCUGAGAGCAACCACUACGGUUUCCUGGUGAAGAGCUACAAGCAGCAGUGCCCACCGGUGGCGGGCAGUGCCGUCACCCAGCCGCUGCUGGCCAAGAUCAACUCAUAGCUGUAUGCGGGGGAGUCGGCUCCCUCUCCGCUGUAAUCAUAUGCAUAUUAGAUGUACUUGUUUGUGAUAAUAAGUUAAACCCAAGUUGAACAAGUUAGUGGUUAGUCGACAGUCGACCGAAUCAAAUUCGAAAUUCGUACGGGAACUCUUCUAAAAUGUUUCGUAGUUUUUAAUCGCCUCGACCUUUCCCUUUCCCCUUAUCAUAAGUAGCGAAUUUUACAUGUUAAAAAAACCUCAAAAACAAAAAACACUCGAUGUAAAUAGCAAUUUACUACCAACCAAUUUGUUCCUUGUACUUUGAAUAUAUUCAUUCUCUCCAAACUCAGACAAUUAGUUUAGAGUAGAUAUUACCUAGCGAUAAGCGUAGACCAUUUGUGAAAAUUUCUUGUACGUAAAGUAUUAGACGAACAUGAAUAUUUAUUUUGAAAAUUGACGAAUAAAGAAAUCUAUAUGAAUUAAA
Molecule: messenger RNA, 5212 nt
Organism: Drosophila biarmipes
Lineage: Eukaryota; Metazoa; Arthropoda; Insecta; Diptera; Drosophilidae
Product: atrial natriuretic peptide receptor 1
Exons: 8
Coding region: 481-4752 (1423 amino acids)
Biological process (GO): receptor guanylyl cyclase signaling pathway; intracellular signal transduction; cGMP biosynthetic process
Cellular component (GO): membrane
Molecular function (GO): protein kinase activity; peptide receptor activity; ATP binding
Source: RefSeq, a predicted model, not a curated record